Molecule: messenger RNA, 4896 nt
Organism: Chroicocephalus ridibundus (black-headed gull)
Lineage: Eukaryota; Metazoa; Chordata; Aves; Charadriiformes; Laridae
Gene: GNAS
Product: GNAS complex locus
Exons: 12
Coding region: 34-1284 (416 amino acids)
Biological process (GO): adenylate cyclase-activating dopamine receptor signaling pathway; sensory perception of chemical stimulus
Cellular component (GO): heterotrimeric G-protein complex
Molecular function (GO): ionotropic glutamate receptor binding; GTPase activity; D1 dopamine receptor binding
Source: RefSeq, a predicted model, not a curated record
CCCCGCAGCAUGCCCGCCGCGCCCUAGCGCACCAUGGGGCUGUGCUACAGCCUGCGCUCCCGCCUGGCCGCCGCGCACCCCUCCGCGCCCUACGGCGGCCAGGCGGACGCCCCCCCCCCGGCGGCGGCGGCGGCGGAGCCGGGCGACCCGCAGGUGCGGCACCGGCUGCGGCAGGACCUGGUGGCCAAGGAGCGGGCGGACAAGAAGCGGAGCAAGAGCAUCGACAAGACGCUGAAGGCGGAGAAGCGGGAGUACAAGCAGACGCACCGGCUGCUGCUGCUCGGUGCUGGUGAAUCCGGUAAAAGCACAAUAGUCAAACAGAUGAGGAUCUUGCACGUGAAUGGAUUUAAUGCUGAAGAGAAGAAAAUGAAAAUUCAAGAUAUUAAAAACAAUAUUAAAGAAGCUAUAGAGACAAUAGUGACAGCAAUGGGCAAUUUGGCACCUCCAGUUGAACUAGCCAAUCCAGAGAACCAGUUUCGAAUCGACUACAUCUUAAAUUUAGCUAACCAGAUAGACUUUGAUUUCCCACCGGAGUUUUAUGAACAUACAAAAACACUGUGGCAAGACGAAGGUGUGAAAGCCUGCUACGAGAGAUCUAAUGAAUAUCAACUGAUUGAUUGUGCGCAGUAUUUUCUAGACAAGAUCGACAUCGUCAAACAAAACGAGUAUACACCCUCUGACCAGGAUCUUCUCAGAUGCAGAGUUUUGACAUCAGGAAUUUUUGAAACCAAGUUCCAGGUGGAUAAAGUAAAUUUUCAUAUGUUUGAUGUCGGAGGGCAGCGAGAUGAACGCCGAAAAUGGAUCCAGUGUUUUAAUGAUGUGACUGCUAUCAUAUUCGUGGUGGCGAGCAGUAGCUACAACAUGGUUAUACGAGAGGACAAUCAGACCAAUCGGCUUCAAGAAGCACUAAACCUCUUCAAGAGUAUCUGGAACAACAGGUGGCUACGGACCAUUUCAGUAAUUCUUUUCCUGAAUAAACAAGACUUGCUAGCAGAGAAAGUUUUGGCAGGGAAAUCUAAAAUCGAAGACUACUUUCCAGAAUUUGCUCGCUACACUACACCAGAUGAUGCAACACCAGAGCCUGGUGAGGAUCCCAGAGUUACAAGGGCCAAGUACUUUAUUAGAGACGAGUUUCUUAGAAUCAGCACAGCGAGUGGCGACGGAAGGCACUACUGCUACCCUCACUUCACCUGCGCAGUGGAUACAGAGAACAUCCGGAGGGUUUUCAAUGACUGUCGGGACAUUAUUCAGCGCAUGCACCUUCGCCAAUACGAGUUGUUGUGAUGGAGAGCACUUUUUUCUGUGUUUUGGACUCCUUAUUCCUUAUUAAAAAAAGAAAAAAGCCCACCCUUGCCCACGUAGGGUGGAAGCGAACUGUUUGAAUCUCCCAUUGAUUUGCACCCCUCAACUUUUUCUCUUUGCUGGACAAUAGCAGCACUUCUAAGCUUGCUUCUGUACCCCUCGGACAGCUUGAGAUGGCCCCUAAUGCUUAAAAGGCCAUUUCCAUGAGGAUUCCCUAACACUGUUAUUAACAAAAAAGAAAAAAAAAGAAAUAAAACCUAAUUAAUUAAAAGCCCUGAAUGUGGAGCACCUGAAAGAAUUGGGGAUAAAAAAAUUAAAACGUAAAACAAAAAUUGGGGAGAGAAACCUUUAGGUAAUUAGCACUGCUGUGGGCAUAAUCCUGUAACCCGUGAUCUCCGCUUUGUAUCGUUCACUGCAUCAGAGUGAAGAAGGUGCCAAGUCACAGACCGAGUUGAAGAGACGCUUGGGUUUGGUUCUCUGACUGUGACGUGGCUUUGGACGGAAAUACUGACAAUUCGACAGCAACCCAGACAGUGCAGACACCACCUGCGUCCCGUCGGGAGGGUAUUUUUAAAACCAGUCUCGGUGGUCUAAAGACAACCCCGGACGUUGCGGAACGGAACUGCGCAUGGGCUGUGAUGGCAGAGAGUCAACCACACACUGUUUUCGGUUUGUCCACUGAUGAUCCCGUCUGCUCUAAAAUCAUUAUCUGGACUGUAGUCCUCACAGUCUUUCCCUUCUUUUUCUUCUUCCCUCCCCUCAUUUUUUAUUUUACUGCUGGAUUAUUAUUCUUGUACAGACUGUAAAAUGUAUUAUUUUGUACAACUUUAUUGAAAAAAAAUAACUUGUAGAAGAUCUUUGUGCCUUGAUUAUGGCUGUACCUGUACAAUGAGCUAAGAUGUAAGUAUGUUUGAUUGCGCUGUACAGCUUUGUCAACCCUAUCUGCAGCAUUAGCUCAAGGUAGGGAAAAUUUAUCUGUAGUUUAGUUUUUCUGGUUUAUAAAAGAAGGAAAAAUACUGUUUAGUAAAAAAAAAAAAGAAAAAAAGAAAAAAAAAAGAAAAAAGUACAAAUUGUGCAAACUUAACCACUUUAAAAGUGAGGUCUUCAACAAGUGACCAGAUGUUGCAGCAUCAUGCUUUUUAAUUUUUAGCUUUAAUUCAUUUAAAUCUCUAUCCAAAUGCAAAACAUGGCUUGUUUCUACAUAAACCAAAUUUUGCUACAAAUUAUAAAUGUUAGUCUUUGGUCAUUCAUAGUCCUUUUUGCUGAAGACAAACCAGAACAAUAGCGGACACGCAGGGCAUGGUGCAGGUCGGUGACCGUCCCCGCGCGGGGGGCGGCUCCUCCCGAGUGACACGGCGUGCACGGCCCUCGGAUUCGGCCACUGAACUCCAGUCCCAAAUGACCUUUUUAUUUCUCUUUUAAUAAAGAGAUACUUUAGAACCUUUUUGUUUUAUAUUAACUAUAUAAGUAGCUUAAAGUGAAGAUGUGUGGAUUUUUCUUAAACUUGAAUAAUUUAUGCAAAUUAUAUGCUUAGAACAACAUGUGGUACAGUAAAAAGAAAAAGAGCAAAAAUCACUGUAGCAAUAAGAGAGCAUGUAAUUUUAGUAACUACUACACUGCUUUAUAUUUUAUACCUAGGUGUUUUAUGUCUCUGUGAGUGUGUUACUUUUUCAUGUGUCUAAACCUACGUGUACAAUUUGUACAGAGUCAGCGAUUACAGCUGGAACCCCCACCUAGAACAGUGUUAGCCCGUAUGACUCCAGCGCCCCCGUCACCGACACCCCGGCCCGCUCUGGCUCUGGCUGCAGCGGCUGCAGGAGGAAAGCAGAAGAGACACAAAGCAGGCGCCGAGCCCCGGCCCCUGCCCUUGGCGCUGGCCCCCGCGCCCGGGGACGGCGCUGCCCCCGGCUCAGCCGCGGGUGCCCGGCGGCAACGCAGCGCCGUCUCCUCCGGUGUCCCACGCCGUCCGGCGCUGAGACCCGCCGCUGCCCGCAACCGAGAGUUUGCGUUGCUUCUGUGGCUGAACUUGUAAAUGAAAAUUACCCACCUCGUCCAUUUUCACCUAAAGAGCGGGGGACCUGAUGGAGUUACCGUCCCAUCUCUCUUAAUCCAAAAUUACUAGUCAUCUUCCAGAAGACACUAAAUCAUCUAAAAAUUUUAGCUGCGGUUGCUACUUAUCUUUUAAAAAUGAUCUUUCCUGUUCGCAGGUCUAGAAAGUUGCCACCCGAACUCUGUAGCGCUGCAGCAGAAUCUGACCGAAAAAAGCCCCUCCGAUUUCCGAAUGUAUCCGGUGCCUGUGGGCCAAGGGCUGGCGCUUCCCCUGGGUAGGGAAGGGACGCACCUGGUGGACAGGAAAUCCAUUGUGAGCCUUAAUUUUAGUUACAGGAGCCAAAAUCUUUAAUUUAGUGCCAACCCUUAUCUUUAAGCCUAGGAGGAGUUGGUGUGAGCACCACAUCUCUGAAUGGGGAAAACCUGCAGCGGUGUGAGGAAUGUAAUCUCUCAUCCAGGGAAACAAAGCACCUCCAUUAAAAAAUGUUUUAAAAAGUAAGCUUCUUCCUCUGCAACGAGAAGGAUCCAUAGUAACAGUGAGCUACGUAAGACAGCACCAGUUUCAGAAACCCGAAGCUUUAUGUGAACAGAAACGUUUAGGGGCUGCUUUCUUUCCCCUAAAGUGAGGAAAAAGGCAAUUGUUUUGAACGUGGUUGAGUUGCACAAGUCGGAGCGUGUGUGUGUGUCUUAACGUCUCAGUAUUGCCUUUGUUAGUGUCUAUUAGUCCAUGCAGUUUGGUGGCCUGGUAAAUGCAAGUCUUAUUUUUAACAGCUUGCUUUUUUCUUUUUUUUUUUUUUUUUUAAGUACAAAACCAUAAAGCUUUAAUGCUUGCUAUUUAAUAAGUAAUUGUGUUUUCUUCUGUCUCUAAUUUAGUGGCCAUAAUUUGCAGUUAAUUGAACCAUUCCAGCCUAAUGCUUACCCAUAUUUUCCUAGUUUUGUUUUAUUUAUUUAUUUGAACUUCUUGUUUUCAUGAUUGAGGACUUUCACUUCUGUCUCAUUCAUCUGUUCGGAAACUUCUGACCUUACAGCCAAAACUUAACUCAUUCUCCUCAGUAUUCAUCGUGAUGCUGAAGUGUAAGAUACCUGCAAAUGUAAACACUACCACUUUUAUUAAUAAAAGCAAAUCCAGUGUUUUAGGGCACAUUUGCAUCCCUGUAGUUGAGGUUGUGUCAGUAUUUCCAUUAUAAACCCAUGGAGGGUCUAUACCUUGGCACUAAAUUGCCCUAUGCUAAAUUUUGCCAUAGGAGGCUGCUUCUGCUCCAGCAUGAUUCGGGGGGUUGGUUUUCAAGCAGUUUCCAACACAAACUCUUGUUUCUGUUUGAAGUUCUACGGCUGUUUUGUUGGAUGGGGGUUGGUUUAAAAGAAAAACAACAAACACAACAAACAAACCUGGUUUGAGAUUGGUUUUGGCACUUCUGUAACUCAGAAAUGGUUUUGAUUUGAAAACAACCUUUGGCAAGCCAGUAACCUACAAUAUGGUCUGAUCACUUUGGGUAUUUUGUAAAAAUAAUAAUAAAUUGUAGAGAUGUUGUGGUUUCAAAAUCA